Messenger RNA from Amphimedon queenslandica, 1117 nucleotides. RefSeq lists its product as uncharacterized. NCBI's taxonomy places the organism in Eukaryota, Metazoa, Porifera, Demospongiae, Haplosclerida, Niphatidae. The record is from RefSeq and is a predicted model, not a curated record. Bases 34 to 831 code for a protein of 265 amino acids. The transcript has 2 exons.
CUGACUAGACUCUUCCCUAAAUAUGAUCCUGACAUGUUGAUCUGUUUCCUAAAGAACAUGGAACUCUGUCAAGAAUUGAAUCCAUCUUUCCUAAACAUGACCAACUUAAUAGCAGGAAAUAAAAAGAAAAUAGCCAUAGACAGUGCCUCAGAGACUCAAAGAAGAGGAGAAAGGUUGUUGUUUUUUCCAUGUCUUUUGUCUACUGAUAGACCUGAUGAGAUGACUAGUGAAGUGUACCAGUUUGGUUGGUGUCUACAGUGUACUAAAGAACAUGAUUUUUUUCCUCCUCGAUACUUCCAUGUCCUCUCAUUACAUUUUGCUUUUAAGUUUUCUUUAUCAAAAGGGAACAAAGAAUUAGCUGAAAAAUUGAGUCGUAAAUGCAAAUUUUGGAGGAACGGUCUUCACUGGUUUGAUGGCUAUGGUGUGAAAGUAUUGGUAGAGAUUGUGGAUGAGAGCCAGUGUGUGCUAGUAAUGAUGUCCUGUGAGAAAGGUUACAGUCACAAUAUGGUGUCUCUGAGAAGAAAAGUCAUAAGAGAGGUAAUGAGUGUUUAUAAAAAUUCCUGUCCUGGUUUAAAAGUUCAAGAAUUAGUUAUUGAUCCUGAAGAACUAGCCUAUCCUGUGAAUACACCAAGAGAAAGGACAGUUUAUGACGUUUAUGAUUUACUAUUAGCAAUUAAGGAAGGAAGACCAUUUCUCGUGACUGAUAAUGGACAUAAAGAAUUGAAGAAGAUUCUACCUCAUGAAUCAUUAUCAGAUAUUAACCUGUCACUAUUAGGAGGACCUGAUGAGGAAGUUAACGAUGUUCAAAAUCCUAAGCCAGGUACAGUAUGAAAGGAUGAAAAAGGAUAAAGUAUGAAAGGAGGGUAUUGUAGCUAUAGUGAUAAUAGCAUGCAUUAAUAUUUUAUAAUCUCCAUUUUAGAUAUUAAAGACCUUGAUAUUGUCAUUAAAGAAUUAAUAACAAAUCAACACUUGCCCAGUGCUGUAUGGCAAAGACUAGGUCUACAGUUAGGACUAUAUUAUGAACCUAGAUUAGUGGAUAUAGACGAGAAACAUAGAGGAGAUCCAGUAAAAUGCUUUUAUGAGUGUAUGUCUGCCUGGUUGAAAGGAGAAGAUAAAG